GGGGUGGGGGUCCCGCGGCCGCCAUGACUAACGUGUACUCCCUGGACGGGCUGGUGGUGUUCGCGCUGCUGCUGGUGUGCACCUGCGCCCACCUGCGCCACGUGCCCCGCAUCAAGGGCUGGCUCCUGAGCGAGAAGCGCGGCCUCUGGGGGGUCUUCUACAAGGCCGCCGUCAUCGGCACCCGCCUGCACGUGGCUGUGGCUGUGGCCUGCGUGCUCAUGGCCUUCUACGUGCUGGUGGUGAAGUGACCCCCCCCUGCAGCGGUGACGGCCACAGAGAGCCCGGUACCACCCCCCGGCGCCCCACAGCCCACCCGGACCUAUGGGGGGGU
Messenger RNA from Pezoporus flaviventris, 331 nucleotides. RefSeq names its product transmembrane protein 167B (gene TMEM167B). The record is from RefSeq and is a predicted model, not a curated record. The coding region runs from base 24 to 248 and encodes 74 amino acids. NCBI's taxonomy places the organism in Eukaryota, Metazoa, Chordata, Aves, Psittaciformes, Psittacidae. The transcript has 4 exons.